CUCCGCCAUCUUGGAGUAAUCAGGCGGUUGCGUCUGCAAGCGAACUCAAACUUUAUGUUUUCAAAUAACAUUUGCAGUAAAAUGGAUAUAGCAAAGUUUGUUUUCUCACACAAGGAUAAACAUGUACAUGAAGGAUACAGUGGUUCUGGGAUAAAAGCACCUACGCUAAGUGAAGAUGAGGAUGAUGGAAAUGAAGACACAUUGGCCUGGGAUGAUUCAGCUAUACCAGUUGGAGGUGGUAGCACUCCAGUUACUGGGUCAUUUGUUCCUGCUAUUGGAGGGCCAUUUUCUGCCCUGACACCAAGUAUGUGGCCACAAGACAUUCUGUCUAGAAUACAACAGACUGAGGAUUCAGGAAAUAGACCUGAGGGACAGUAUGAUGAGUUUGGUUUUAUAAUUGACGGAGAUCUUGAACAUGAAUACAAAGACCCAGAUCCAGGCAACUUUGUKACUAAUGAAGAUGAAGGACUUCGUUUGAAGUGGACAGCAUACUUAGAGUUCACACAGAACCAGGACGUUGCUGAUAUGACAUGGGAUAAGGUGUCACCAACAUUUCCUCGUUCAGAGAAGCUAAGAGAGCUUGUUUUCUUGGGUAUACCACACAGCAUGAGAGCACCUGUAAGCAUUUCAGACAUGGUUUCUUUUUUUACUUGUACAAACAUGUGUGCUAUCAGAUUACGAGGAUGGUUCCCUGCAAAGUUUGUACAAAUACUUGAUGAAAGAAGUAAAGAAUACUCAUCAGCAGGAGAUGACUCUGUAUCUGAGACUGUAACUGACUUAGUACGGGGAGGUCUCUGUCCAUCUCUCAAGAGUAUCUUUGAACAUGGCAUGAGACGACCAUCAAUAUUAGGUGGACCCUGUCAUCCCUGGCUGUUUAUUGAAGAGGCAAGCCAAAGAGAAGUAGAAAGAGAUUUCCAGUCUGUGUACUCAAGGCUAGUGUUGUGUAAAACGUUCAGACUGGAUGAAGAUGGAAAGGUUCUUUCACCAGAGGAAAUACUCUAUCGGGCAGUGCAAUCAAUCAACAUGAGCCAUGAUACGGCAGGAUCACAAAUGGAUGUUAAGUUUCGAUCAUUAAUCUGCUAUGGAUUAAAUGAGCAAUGUCUACACCUAUGGCUGGAAUCACUUUGUGCUUGCGAAGACACUGUUGCUAAAUGGUAUCAUCCAUGGUCAUUCCUUCGCAGCCCAGGGUGGAUACAAAUCAAGUGUGAAUUAAGAAUUCUUGCAUCAUUUUCAUUCAAUUUAAAUGUCGACUGGGAACUCACCAAUGAGCCCAAGGCCAUUAUUGACCCAAUUGUAGAUGAUAAACAUUUACAGCAGCAGGUAACACAGCCAAUGAAAGACGGAGUACGUGACAUGUUGGUUAAACAUCAUCUCUUCAGCUGGGAUCUCUAAUAUGUCAAUAUUUUAGAAUAUUGCUUGUAGAUUGGUAGAAAACAGAGGGUUGGGGUUGGGUUGGGCUGUACAGGCAGCAAGGAAUGAUAAUAUUAUUCUUAGCAUAUUUAUUCUUAGAUUUACAAAAUAGAAAUAAUAAUAUUCAGAAUAUUGUUCUUCAGAAGUAUACAUUGUAAAAUAUAUUAGGGCUCUAAGUCCACAAAGGUCAAGUCCAAAUUUAUUGUGAUCAACAUUUAGAAUCUCAAAGUUAGAAGAAUAACAAUUGUGAAAGUAAGGAGAAUUUGGAGGCUCAUAAGGUUAAUGAAAAUAUAACUUCUCAAUAGAUUGGACAUAUUUUGUGCUACAUAAAACAACCUAAAUAAAUAGGUAUAAAUGUU
Messenger RNA from Exaiptasia diaphana, 1769 nucleotides. Its product is annotated as small G protein signaling modulator 3. Bases 55 to 1392 code for a protein of 445 amino acids. The transcript is spliced from 18 exons. The record is from RefSeq and is a predicted model, not a curated record. NCBI's taxonomy places the organism in Eukaryota, Metazoa, Cnidaria, Anthozoa, Actiniaria, Aiptasiidae.